AUGCCAAAACUCUCAAAAGGUGCAAAGGGAGGGGUCAAGUCGAAGCCUGUGCUAGUUAAGAAGGAUAAGGAUGUGAAAGGGAAGAAAGAGAAGGAGGAGAAGGAAAAGAAGGAGAAAGAGCAGAAGGAGAAGGAGAAGGAGAAGGAGAAGAAACAAGCGGAAGAUAAGAAGAAACAAGCUGAAAACAAGAAGAAAGACGAAUUAGAGAAGAAGAAGAAUGAGAAAGAAGACAAUAACCAUCAAAAAGGAACUAAAAAGAAGGAAACGCCUGAGCAACAGGAGAAGAGAGAGGAAGAGGAACGAGUGAAAGAGGAGAGGAGGGAGGCUAGGAGACAAAAGGUUCAGGAAUUGAAGGAUGCAGCUGAGGAGAGGGGAUUUGACGAAGCUGGAGCUGUGGUGGGUGGGAGAACAGAUGAAGGAGAGGGUGAGGACGAAGAGGUUGAAGUGGAAGAUGAAGAGGAGCAGGAAGGGGAAGAAGAAGAAGAGGAAGAGGAGGGUGGAGAAGAAGAGGAAGGGGAAGAAGAAGAAGGGGCUGACGAACUAGUAGAAGGGGACGAGGGUGAUGAGGAAGAAGGGGCUGAUGAGCCAGUAGACGGAGAAGAAGAGGAAGGUGACGAGGAGGAGGAGGAGGGAGAGGGAGAGGAUGGACCUGACAAUGACGAAGAAGACGACGAUGAGGAGAAUCAAGAUAAUCAAGACGAAGAUGGCGAGGAAGAGAAUGAGGAAGAAAAUGAGGAGGGUGAAGAGGAGGGUGAAGAGGAUAAGGAUGGCGGGGGUGAGGAGGGAGAGGAUAAGCAAGAAGAUGGGGGAAAGGGGAAGGUAGAUAAAGGUAAGAAGAAUAAAGAGUAG
Molecule: messenger RNA, 849 nt
Organism: Glarea lozoyensis ATCC 20868
Lineage: Eukaryota; Fungi; Ascomycota; Leotiomycetes; Helotiales; Helotiaceae
Exons: 1
Coding region: 1-849 (282 amino acids)
Source: RefSeq, a predicted model, not a curated record